UUAGAAAAGUAAAUUAAUUAAUUAUUUGGUAGUUUGUUGCUAAAAAAGCAUAUUGAAAAAUAUAUAACAAAACGAUAUAUCAUUUUUAUAACAUUUUAUUUCAAAUGAGGAAACAUCUAGGCUGAUCAUUUAAAAAAAAAGUUUCUUGAAAAAACGUGUUGUGUCGCGGUUUUAACAUUAUCAGUCUAUUCAAACAUCUUUUGGAUAUCGAAAGCACGUGAUAAAUAUUAAGAUAUGUACAGACAUGGUAAAUAAAUGUCAAAAAUAACAGUGCCAGUGUAAACAAAGCUUAAAAUUUAGUUUUGCAUAUAUGAAAUACUUCAAUGUACUUGAAAAUUUGGGAUGAUAUUUUCUGUUCUUGUUAUGGUAUGUUUGGCUUUUCAAACGGGUUGUUGCGUGUCUUUACCUGAAAAGAUAGACGCAAACAAACAGCAGGAAAUUGUAGAGGAAUUGGUUGGUAGGUCUGAACAAGUCAACAAAGAAGGCAAUCGUCCGCAAGGCAGGGUUAUGUGUAGUAAUGAAGAAAAUUUCGACAGAGGGAGUGGUGAUUGUAAGCCGAUUUUAAUUGCUGCGGAUGGAAAAUGUGCAAAUGAAUACGAGAAUUUUGCUGGUGGAUUAUCUAAAAAUACCCUAACAGUGUCAAAUACAGUGUCCUGUUACCAUGGUGAUAACCACAGUAAGGAAAGUAAUGUUUCCGGUGGUUUAGUAAGCUUGGAAGAACUACCACCCGUGCAUAACUUACCACUCAUGUUACAAACUAUCACGGACACAGAAGUCACUCGCUUGAAUGCUAGCAGGUGUGAACUAUGCCACCACGGUCGCGUCAGAAGAACGUGCAAGUCGUGUAUUAGACCUCCGUCAAGAGGUGGUAGAGAGUUUUUACAUAUACGGUGGACGAAACAUCGACGAACUGUUCCUAUCCAAAAACCUGUCUGUUGAUCGGAGAGGAAAUGUUUUGAGUGAGAUACUAAACUAGAGGGAAUCUCCCGGUCUGUGUUUUACGCGAAAAUGAAUUUUUCAUGUAUAUUUUUUACAGUUUCAUUGUUGGUUAUAGAUUUUUUUAAGUAGAUAUUUAUUAUAAUAAACGUAAUUAAUAAACAGUAAUUUGUGCAGUAAUAGUUUUUUUUAGUAUUUAUUUCUUGUA
This is a messenger RNA of Hydractinia symbiolongicarpus, 1144 nucleotides long. RefSeq lists its product as uncharacterized. The coding region runs from base 343 to 939 and encodes 198 amino acids. The record is from RefSeq and is a predicted model, not a curated record. Lineage: Eukaryota; Metazoa; Cnidaria; Hydrozoa; Anthoathecata; Hydractiniidae. The transcript has 3 exons.